UGUGACGAAUGCCGCGCAAGAAAGAUCCGGUGCGACAAAAAGGCCCCGUGUUCACCCUGUGUUCAAGCGCGUCGGUCAUGCCUUGCCACGGGUCCCGGCAAAAGACUCUCAGGCGCCCGCCAGAGGGUGCUCAUAUCAACCCAGUACGAACAAAAACUCGACUCUUUCGAUGACCGCCUUCGCAGUAUCGAGCACCACCUGGAGCAGUUCAAUUCUUCCCUUAGCAAGCUAGCGAUAUCUCCCUCUGUCCAGUCCUCCCCACGUGGCCGCAGAGAACCCACCCCCGUCCACCACAAUGAAGAACAGAGAGUCGUCUUUGAGGGAGACUCUUCACUAGCCGCCCACACCAAUUUUGCUCACCAAUUCAUCGGCCAAGCGGUAGGCCAGAUGAUGGCGCCCCCAGAGAGCGACCUCGGCAUGCAGUCAGCCCUAUCCGUGCUUCGUCAGAUCAUCCAGCGGCAGAACAAAAGAUCAACUAGCAAUGACUUGUGUUACCCAGGCCAAAAGCGGCUUCCGCCCGGAGGGUUCAGAGAGUUACCGAUGCCCCCAGCGAGCUUUGUUUUGGAGUGUCUCCGAGAAAUGAAAGACCACCUAAAUGCAGAUACACCAUCGGUGGCGUUCAGCAUGUGGUGCCCCUAUUUGACUUUGGAUAUCUUCACCGACUACUGCCGCCAGAUUUACUUCUCCACCGAAGAGUACACUGCCGGCAUAUUCGCCGUCGUCAACGCCGGACUGUGCUACCUUUUGUGGGAGAGGUCGCUCCAGGAGACGAGUGGAGAUGUCACCACGUACCGGGCUAUGUGUGGGGAUAACCUAACUGCCGUCAUGGGAGACAUCAACCCGUUCCUGCAAGCGACGCGGGAAAACAUGGAGGCUCUAGUUCUUGCGGCGUGCUACGCUCUCGAUGCAUCGAGGCCCUUUCUUGCCUGGCAAAUGAUCUGCCUGUCCGCGCAAGCUUGCCAGACCCUUGGCUAUCACCGGCUCCAGUCACACCAUGACACGCCAGGCAUCGGCGAGACUGCCUUCGAUUCGCGGAAAGAGCUCUUCAACAUGGCCUACACCAUCGACAAAGCGCUGGCUCUUCGGCUUGGCAGGGCGUCGGCAUUCCAAGACUACGACGUUAUCAUGCCCACCUACACCGAGAGCAUAGGCAAGGACCCGCUGCAGAGGCUCUCCGUCUUGUGGUUCCUCCAUUCGCGGCUUCAGGGCAAGAUAUAUGAACAGCUGUUUAGCUCUCAGGCGCUCGCCACGCCCACCGGCCAGAGGGUACAAUCUGCGAUGGCUCUCGCCGAAGAGGCCAAGGCGAUUCUCCUAGAGACUGAGAGGAUGGGCCAAGUAUACGGACACUACAGCAAUGGCGGGCCUUCCGAGGCCGGGGUUCUCUCGGAACUGGACAUUGUCUUCAAGUCGGACAUGGUAUCGCACUACGCCACGCUCGCCCUCAUUUACCGCGCCAUUUCACCCGUGCCGGGCCCAUCGUCCGCGUUCCUCCCCGAGUGCGUCGAGGCUGCGCGGUCCGCCUUUGUGUGCCACUUGCGCUGCAUGCCUAUUUACAAGCCGUCUCUGGGGGCGCAGCUGAGCUAUUUCCACUGGAUCGUGCUCUUCGCCCCGUUCGCGCCCCUGGUUGUCCUCUUCUGCCACGUCGUUCAGGCUCCGAAUUCGGACUCCUCUGGCUCCGACCUCGAGCUGCUGGCCGAGUUCGUGACGUCGCUCGAGCCCACCUGCGCCGUGUCGGAGGCCGUCCAGCACCUGCACCGUCUCGCGCAGACACUGCACAAGAUCGCAUCUCUCUACGUGACGAGCAACAAACCCGCUGUGCCCCCAGAUGCCGGCACCAUCACAAGCGUAGGCUAUGACCCUGCCAUCUUCAACAACUUGGUCCACCCGGUGCAGAUGCCGCCGGAUACGCAGCAGGACGGGUAUGUGGAGGGGAUGACGCCGCUGGCCGAACCGAUGCUGGACAUUCAGUUUGGGGACUGGUUUGUCGGGAACAUGGACAUGGUGGGCCUCUUGGAGGAAGACUUGGCUAGAUUCUGCCCUUAG
Molecule: messenger RNA, 2043 nt
Organism: Lasiosphaeria miniovina
Lineage: Eukaryota; Fungi; Ascomycota; Sordariomycetes; Sordariales; Lasiosphaeriaceae
Exons: 6
Biological process (GO): DNA-templated transcription; regulation of DNA-templated transcription
Molecular function (GO): DNA-binding transcription factor activity, RNA polymerase II-specific; zinc ion binding; DNA binding
Source: RefSeq, a predicted model, not a curated record